UGCCUGUCAAACUUACGUGUAGCUGAUUGUAAUGUAGUGCCUUGGUCAAUUACCUCAAGGAGUUUAAUUUUCAUUGAAGAAAAAGAAACUUUCUCACACACUUUUCUUGUCAGUUUCAUUAAUUUAACAUUACAUGUGUCCUAUAGUAGUGGAACUGGACAAGUCAAAGAGCACAGCUUUGGAUUCCUAGUGCCAUGCGUUUCAGGUGAAUCCCUAACAGAGAAAAAGAGAGUCAUGAAUUUCGACAAAAAAGAAAGCUGAAGAAUGAAAUAGCAUAUUCUGGACUUACAACAUGGAUGAAUCAGGUCUGAUGUUGGAUCCGACAACAAACUACUCAUUGUGGAAUUACACAGGACUCUGGAAAUCUAUUCACACAAUGCCCAGCAUGCACCUUCCAAGAGGACAGAUUCUCCUAAAAGACCUAAUAGGAAUUCUCUUAAUGGUGAGCUUGAACAUUGUAGCUCUCCUCGCCAACACUGCUGUGAUAGUAGUCAUCAUAAAGGUUCCACACUUGAGGAAAUUUGCUUUUGUUGGCCACCUGUGUAUUGUGGACCUGCUCAGUGCCGUGUUGCUGAUGCCUCUGGGAAUUGUGUCCAGCUCACCCUUCUUCAGCUUUGUGGAUUUCACCAGACAGGAGUGCCAGGUGUACAUUUGCAUGAAUGUGUUCCUCAUCUGUGCCUCCAUCCUCACUAUCACCACCAUCAGUAUUGAGAGAUACUAUUACAUUGUCCACCCAAUGAGGUAUGAAGUAAAAAUGACACUGAGUCUAGCUGUCACGGUUAUAGUCUUCAUAUGGGUGAUGUCUGUCAUAUUGGCUCUCACAGCCCUCUUUGGUUGGCCAGUAUACGGGUUCCAGGGUUACAUAAGCGCAGCUCACUGCUUCCUGUACUGGAGCCAGCGCAGUCACAGGAAGAUGUACGCCAUUAUCUUCAGCUUGGUGUGCUUCUGCCUCCCAGCUGUGGUGAUCUUCACCGUUUACUGUAACGUGUAUAAGGUGGCUCGAGUGGCAGCCUGCCAACAUAGCUCUCUGCCUACCUGGGUAAUCAAUCUGAAGCAUCGUUCAGACUCCAUCAACAGCCAGACCACUAUCAUCACCACACGAAACAUUCCCCGCCGGUUGACCCGGGAAAGGAUCUUUGGCGGUAGCAAAGCAGCCAUCACCCUCAUCAUCAUCGUGGGCCAGUUUCUACUUUGUUGGUUGCCUUUCUUCUCCUUGCACUUGCAUCUGUCUCUCAGCGCACCGGUCUUGAGGUUCGGGGAGCUGGGGGUGGUGAUCACCUGGCUGGCCUACUCCUCCUUUGCUGUCAAUCCCUUCUUCUAUGGACUCCUUAACCGGCAGAUCCGGGAGGAGCUUCUCAAGCUGCGGAGGUGCUACAGCACACAGCACAUGGAGCGUGUGGCGUCUAGCCAUGAAGGCUCUGUUCAGGAGAACUUCCUGCAGUUCCUGCAAAGGACUAGUUGCACUGCAGAGACUCGAUCCAGCUGCAUCAUAUCCAGUCCCCGGAACACGUUGGACCAAACCAUGCCGAGCUUCAGGAUCCCAGGGCAGAUUCCAGAGGACAUCAACUAAAUAUCAUAUGACUUUACCCUAAACUAUUUAGCUUAUAAGGAGAAUUUAGCUUAUAAGCUUAUAAUGUUAUUGCUUUCCUCCAGGUCAAGUCAAAAUGUCAUAGUCACAAUACAUCAGCCAAAUUUGUAAGUUGCAGAAAAAGCAGGAAGCCAUAUAUACAAUGAAUACAAUUGUACAUUUGUGUACCUUGUAUUUCUUAUGAACCUUGCUGUGCUAAAUUCCAGGCCUUGGGACAAAAAUUACUUCAUUGGGUCCCUCUAACAAGCUGAAGCAGCCCCAGCCUGAAAUUCUUAGAUACCAUGAAUUAUUUAGUGCUUGUUUAAAUCCCACACUUUUCUGAUGAGGCACUCUUUCCUCCAUAGGAAGUGUCCAGUUUUCCAGGGAAACACCAGCAACUUUGACCACUGGAAUAUCAAUUUGUUAAGCAAAAUACAUUUUUGUACAGUUUACAAACUGUCUCAAUAGGUCCAUUUCAUUCUAUGAAGAAUCUUGGUGACCUGUUAACACCAGAUAAAAAUGACGUUAGUGCUGAACUGGACUGAAUGAAAUUAAAUGAUAUUGAUUCUUUC
This is a messenger RNA of Paramormyrops kingsleyae, 2139 nucleotides long. RefSeq names its product probable G-protein coupled receptor. Gene Ontology annotation, cellular component: endosome; plasma membrane; signaling receptor complex. Gene Ontology annotation, molecular function: G protein-coupled receptor activity. The record is from RefSeq and is a predicted model, not a curated record. NCBI's taxonomy places the organism in Eukaryota, Metazoa, Chordata, Actinopteri, Osteoglossiformes, Mormyridae. Gene Ontology annotation, biological process: G protein-coupled receptor signaling pathway.